AUCCUCUUCAAAAGGUUCAAUCAAAAUUGCCGUGGUCUUUGAAUUUUGCUGUCCAAAAAAAACCAGGAAAAUAAGAAAACAAAAUACAAAGAAAGAUUUGGAAAGAGAAAAAAUGGCAACAAAUAUUCUCUCAACCUCAAACCCCUUCCUACUAACUAAUUCAUUCUCAUCAUCAUCAUUUGUAACACCAACAUAUGUUUACUACAAUCCCAUAAUGAAAUGCACAGUGAAGAGGGAAUUAACUCUUUGCAAAGCAGCAAACCAACCAGCCCCUCCACACUCUCCAAUUGUUGUGACAAAGAGAGGCUUGUCCAUCAGCUUCAUCACCAGCUUCGUGCUUUCAUUGGCUAGUAAGAAGAAUGCAAAUGCAGCAAUACUUGAGGCUGAUGAUGAUGAAGAACUCUUGGAGAAAGUAAAGCGUGACAGAAAGAAGAGACUUGAGAAGCAAGGUGUGAUCAGUUCUUCCAAACAAGAAACAGGGUAUCUUCAAGAUCUGGUGUACAAGCUAAGCACGGUUGGUCAAGCACUUGAAAAGAAUGAUCUAUCUGCUGCUGGCUCUGUCCUUGGAGGAAACGCGGACGCAGAUUGGGUCCAAAGGGCUAAUAUAGCCUUCAAUAAACUGAGCUCCAGUCCUGAAGAGAAGACUGAGGUAGACUCAUUCAACUCCUCAUUAGCUUCACUAAUUUCAUCAGUCAAUUGAUAAACUUUGGAGCAUAUGCUGACACUUCCGGUUUUAAGCAGUUUCUAAGAAUGAUGUUGAGUCCUCCAAAAUUGCCUUCGUCUCUUCGGCCACCGCAUUUGAGAAGUGGACUUCUAUGACAGGCCUUGCUGCUCAGCUUAAGGGGCUUUGAGGGAAAACAAUGUACAAAAGAUAUCAUUUCAUUUCAUCAUUUUGCGAUCAAUAUAGAGAAUUCCAUUAAUUUUUCUACCCAUGUCACCUAAUUGUUGUCUUGGGAGCAGUCUCUUCACAGCAUUAUCUUGUACUGCUUCAUAACUAUCAACAAGCCCAUUCUUUGUUAGGUUAAUUAAGCUUGGGUUACGAGCAGUGUCACUGAAAUUUUGUAAAUUUGAUGUCAUUAUUUAAUGGCAUGUUCUGUUAUUUUUGCUCAUCUACCUUGGCAAACAAAGGCCUUUUUAAGUUUAUUGUAGGGUGAUCGCUAUGUAUAUUAAAUCUGUUUAGCAGGGGAACUACAUGGCCUAUUUUUUAUUCA
This is a messenger RNA of Glycine soja, 1211 nucleotides long. Its product is annotated as thylakoid lumenal 16.5 kDa protein, chloroplastic-like. The record is from RefSeq and is a predicted model, not a curated record. Gene Ontology annotation, biological process: photosystem II repair. Lineage: Eukaryota; Viridiplantae; Streptophyta; Magnoliopsida; Fabales; Fabaceae. The transcript has 4 exons. The coding region runs from base 113 to 700 and encodes 195 amino acids.